GCCUACGAGGAGUUCAGGAACAUUGUGCUGGCAUCACACCUGAAGCCCCUCGAGAAAAAGGACAAGAUGGAUAAGAGGAGGAACGUGCUGUGGAAUCCCUGUGCAGCCCACGCCAAGACCCCGCAAGCCAGCGACAUGGAAAUACCCCAGGAACUGGAUCAACUGCCCGGAACCUCUGCCGAAUUUUACAGAGACUGGCGCAGAUGCUUAAAGAGCGGAAAAGAAAAAUACCAGUUUUUGCUUGAACUCGGAGGGAAGGCCUUGGGCAGAAUCUUUCAGGCUGACUUGGGCUUUGGCCUCCUGGGUGAAUUCCUUACAGUGCUGGCAGAGAAUGUCUGUCACGAAGACAGAGAUGCUGUUCUUCAGAUCUUACAGAGCCUUUCGGGCACCAAGCGCUUCGGGUUAAACGUGGAUCUUCUGAGUGAGUUGGAGAAGGAGAGCGGCAGUGAUUUGUUUAGGAAGCUGCAGAGCAUGAGUCCCAACAGGGACUGUUGGACCUCUGGCCAUCCCAGCGGCCCAGACAGGUCCGAAGCAGGGAGGGAAGCCCACCUCAUGGACACCAGUUUGCAAAAGGAAGCUGAGGAAAGGAUGGUGAUAGAGCUGAUGAAAUGUUACCAGGUCAACUGA
Charadrius vociferus (killdeer) is the source of this 627-nucleotide messenger RNA. RefSeq names its product coiled-coil domain containing 103 (gene DNAAF19). The annotation marks the transcript as partial. Gene Ontology annotation, biological process: determination of left/right symmetry; inner dynein arm assembly; epithelial cilium movement involved in extracellular fluid movement. Gene Ontology annotation, cellular component: outer dynein arm. The transcript is spliced from 3 exons. NCBI's taxonomy places the organism in Eukaryota, Metazoa, Chordata, Aves, Charadriiformes, Charadriidae. The record is from RefSeq and is a predicted model, not a curated record.